CAAGUUUAAAAUGAAAGUACUACUAAUUUUGAGCCUUGCGCUCGCUUUGGUGUCAGCUAAGCCCUAUUUUUGUUCUAAGGAACCCGCUUACGGCAAUUGCACGGGAAAUUACGCGGUAUGGGCUUAUUCGGCAGCGGAAAACGAUUGCACCAUCUUCGUCUACUCGGGUUGUGGCGGCAAUUACAAUCGCUUUCACACCCAGGAACGAUGCAUAGAUGUUUGUAUCAAUCCCUAUUAUAUAGACUAUAAUUGAUACUAUAGAGAAAAAAUAUGCUUUAAAAAAACUUAUAACUAAAAAAGGUAAAGGUCAUAUUUGAAUAUUAUUUGUUCAGAGGAACGUUAAAAUAAUGUUUAUGAAAUAAAUGGGAAAUACCAAUUGAA
Messenger RNA from Drosophila serrata, 381 nucleotides. RefSeq lists its product as uncharacterized. Lineage: Eukaryota; Metazoa; Arthropoda; Insecta; Diptera; Drosophilidae. The record is from RefSeq and is a predicted model, not a curated record.